Mustela lutreola (European mink) is the source of this 1257-nucleotide messenger RNA. RefSeq names its product L-lactate dehydrogenase A chain. The transcript has a single exon. The coding region runs from base 97 to 1095 and encodes 332 amino acids. NCBI's taxonomy places the organism in Eukaryota, Metazoa, Chordata, Mammalia, Carnivora, Mustelidae. The record is from RefSeq and is a predicted model, not a curated record. Gene Ontology annotation, biological process: carboxylic acid metabolic process. Gene Ontology annotation, cellular component: cytoplasm. Gene Ontology annotation, molecular function: L-lactate dehydrogenase (NAD+) activity.
GGAGCCGCUGCCGCCAAGUCCGGAUUCAGUCUCACGCGCCGCUGACGCUCGCCCUCCCGACGUGCACUCCCGAUUCCUUUUGGUUCUAAGUCCAAAAUGGCAACUCUCAAAGAACAGCUGAUACAGAAUCUUCUUAAGGAAGAACAUGUCCCCCAAAAUAAGAUUACAGUUGUUGGGGUUGGUGCUGUUGGCAUGGCUUGUGCCAUCAGUAUCUUAAUGAAGGACUUGGCAGAUGAACUUGCUCUUGUUGAUGUCAUGGAAGACAAACUGAAGGGAGAAAUGAUGGAUCUCCAGCAUGGAAGCCUUUUCCUUAGAACACCAAAAAUUGUCUCUGGCAAAGACUAUAAUGUGACCGCAAACUCCAAGUUGGUUAUUAUCACAGCUGGGGCACGUCAGCAAGAGGGAGAAAGCCGUCUUAAUUUGGUCCAGCGUAACGUGAACAUCUUUAAGUUCAUCAUUCCUAAUGUUGUCAAAUACAGCCCAAACUGCAAGUUGCUUGUUGUUUCCAAUCCAGUGGAUAUCUUGACCUAUGUGGCUUGGAAGAUAAGUGGCUUUCCCAAAAACCGUGUUAUUGGAAGUGGUUGCAAUCUGGAUUCAGCCCGGUUCCGUUACCUAAUGGGGGAAAGGUUGGGAGUUCACCCGUUAAGCUGUCAUGGGUGGAUCCUCGGGGAGCAUGGAGACUCCAGUGUGCCUGUAUGGAGUGGAGUAAACAUUGCUGGUGUGUCUCUGAAGAAUCUGCACCCUGACUUAGGCACUGAUGCAGAUAAGGAACAGUGGAAAGAGGUUCACAAACAGGUGGUUGACAGUGCCUAUGAGGUGAUCAAACUGAAAGGCUACACUUCCUGGGCCAUUGGACUGUCUGUGGCAGAUUUGGCAGAAAGUAUAAUGAAGAAUCUUAGGCGGGUGCAUCCAAUUUCCACCAUGAUUAAGGGUCUUUAUGGAAUUAAAGAUGAUGUCUUCCUUAGUGUUCCUUGCAUCUUGGGACAGAAUGGAAUUUCAGAUGUUGUGAAGGUGACUCUAACUACUGAGGAAGAGGCCCGUUUGAAGAAGAGUGCAGAUACACUCUGGGGGAUCCAAAAGGAGCUGCAGUUUUAAAGUUUUCUAAUGUACCACUUCCCUGUCUAGACUACGACAGGGUUUUAGUUGGAGGUUGUGUACAUUGUCCUUAUUAUCUGAUCUGUUACUUAAAUAAUAUCAAAAUGGCAUAAAGAAAAAACAUCAGUUUCCUAAAUUUCUAAAUACGAAUGGUUCAGUAAA